UUACCAAAUACAAAUAAAUAAAAAAUAGUGUCAGCCCAAAGACAACUCAAACCGAAAUACAAAUUGUAAUGACGACCCAAAUAAAUCCCACCCUUGGGUAAACGGUAAACCCGUCUCGACCUAAUUCUGUCCGAGCAGGUUCAGUCCCUAUUUUGUCUUCGGUUAUACCAUUAUUAUUAUUUUGAAUGACAAGAAAUUAGCCAGUAACCAGUAGGUACGUAUAAACAUAUUUACGAGUUCCACCUGUUUCUCGCUCUCGUCUUGAAAGACCAGCGCCACCACCACGCUUUUAGCUCUUCCAUUGCCAUAUCGAAUCCAAUCCGUUCUGAUGCUGCGAUUUGCAUUGCAAAAAAUUUCUGGACACUCCACGCAAAGGAUUUUUCUUCCUGCAACAUCAACGUUGAUGAGAGGUUGCUCCUUUGCUACAUAUGAGGUUAUUCCAAAAGGACAAGGAAGAGAAGCACACUGUGACCACGUUGUGAAGGAUCAAUGUAAUAACCAAGUCGCGAAUCUUUAUCCCAAGCCAAAUGUUGGAGGUCAACAGAAGCUCCAAAUUGGGCAGAAUGUCUCAAGAAAGGACAAAAUUAAGUUUCUUGUCACCACACUUCUUGAUCUCAAAGACAGUAAAGAAGCUGUCUACAGUGCUCUUGAUGCGUGGGUUGCUUGGGAGCAGAAUUUUCCUAUUGGACCUCUUAAAAAUGUAAUCCUUGCUCUUGAGAAGGAGCAUCAGUGGCAUAGAGUUGUUCAGGUUGUUAAAUGGAUGCUAAGCAAGGGGCAGGGAAACACAAUGGGAACAUAUGGACAACUAUUACGAGCUUUAGAUAUGGAUAAUAGAGCAGAUGAAGCUCAUCAAUUUUGGGUGAAGAAAGUUAGUGCUGAUCUACAUUCAGUGCCUUGGCAGUUAUGCGGCCUCAUGAUAUCAGUAUACUAUCGAAACAACAUGCUGGAGAAUCUUGUGAAGCUUUUCAAAGGCUUGGAAGCUUUUGGUCGCAAGCCUACAGACAAAUCAAUAGUUCAAAGGGUAGCAGAUGCAUAUGAGAUGUUAGGUUUACUUGAAGAGAAAGAAAGGGUUCUUGAAAAAUACAAAGAUGUUUGUACCAAAAUAGAGAAAGGUCAUAAGAAAUCUAAGCAGACUUCAUUGAAGAAAAAGAAGGAUUCUGGACGGGGAAGACCUAGACAGAGACAGACAUCGACUUCAAAUAACCUUGUCAGCACCAUGGAUGGCCCAGAAUUAGUGAGAUGAGGAUGGGUUUUGCUUCCCAUAUUGGAACUGGUAAAUUUAUUUCGUCAGCUAUUAUAAUAGUACUUUGGACGACAACAGGCUCCAAAGUUUUCAUCGGUUGGAAAAUCAUUGUGUGAAUACAUCCGUUGGUUCAGAAAUACCACUGCGUAUCAUCUGAAUUAAGAGUGCAUUAUCAUUCUCAACCUCUACAUUUCGGUAACCUCUAUCCCACGCUAAUUGGAGCCCUUCCAAUAACGAGCGAGCUUCAGCUUGGAAUAUCGAAACAUCACAAACUUCUUAGCAAAUCCCAAAAUCCAUUCCCCAGCAGAGUUCCGCAGGAGACCUCCUACUGCUGCAAUAUUUAUAUCCAAAUCGACCAAUCCAUCCGAAUUUAAUUUAACCCAAUUAUCCUUCGGUGCUGUCCACUGCAUACUAUCAUCACUCAUCAUCUCAAUUUUCCUGUUAGCCAACGUAUCAUUGUACAAUCGCGCCCAAGAUAAGGCAGUCCGCAUCAAUUCCUUAGAAUCGCGUUGGAUGAUAGUCAACAGAGAAUUGGCCUAAAAUCUUUCUAUGCUUGAACUCCUUUGGUAUCUAGUGAUUGUCAAACAUUAUUGUAAAUUAUGUAUUUCUAUUGAUAUAUUAAUUACUGAUCAAGAGUUUUGAUCUUA
Messenger RNA from Gossypium arboreum, 1890 nucleotides. Its product is annotated as pentatricopeptide repeat-containing protein At4g18975, chloroplastic. The coding region runs from base 329 to 1243 and encodes 304 amino acids. Gene Ontology annotation, molecular function: protein binding. NCBI's taxonomy places the organism in Eukaryota, Viridiplantae, Streptophyta, Magnoliopsida, Malvales, Malvaceae. The transcript has 8 exons. The record is from RefSeq and is a predicted model, not a curated record.